Messenger RNA from Lethenteron reissneri (Far Eastern brook lamprey), 4530 nucleotides. RefSeq names its product protein phosphatase 1 regulatory subunit 29-like. Gene Ontology annotation, cellular component: plasma membrane. NCBI's taxonomy places the organism in Eukaryota, Metazoa, Chordata, Hyperoartia, Petromyzontiformes, Petromyzontidae. The record is from RefSeq and is a predicted model, not a curated record. Gene Ontology annotation, molecular function: protein binding.
GAGGGGAGGGCGGACAGGGAGGGGGGAGAUCACGAGAGAGGAGAUGUUGAAAGACGCCGAGGUUAAUCAUCUCCUGCAUGGCUGCGUGUGUUCGUUCACAGGAGCUGGGUCACAGAAGCGAGAGAGAGGCACCACAAAGAGAGAGAGAGAGGCAGGCACCCCCGAGGAAGGAGUGCGACCCCCCAAAUAGGGAUCGCCCCCCCUCCCCCAGGAAGAGAGCUGGGAGUGUGAGAGGCCACGGACGGGUGCCGCGCGGUGCGUGCCAUGACUCUCCGCGCCACGUGGCCGCGCGCGCGUCUUGUCUGGCGGCGGCGGCGGAGGAGGAGGAGGGGGACACGGGCGGCGCGGGCUGCCGCAGGCCGCGUAGCGCUCGCGGCCGCCAUGCGGGCCCGCGGAGUCCACCCCGGGGGCCCGGCGAGCGCGCGGACCGGGAGCGGCGGCCCGCCGCCGUGGUUCCGCGUGGCGCUGCUGCUGUGGCUGACGGCGCGGGCCGUGGCGGGCGACUGCUGGAUAGUGGAGAGCGACCGCAACAUGGUGCCGCGCGCCAUCUGCAACCAGAACACGCCGCCCUUCGACGCGAUCCCGCGCGGCCUCAACGGCUCCAUCGCCGACUUGCGGCUCAACCGCAACAAGAUCCGCGCGGUGGCGCGCGACUCGCUGUCGCGGUACCCGCACCUCGUCCACCUGGACCUCUCGCGCAACCUCAUCGCCGACGUGGAGGAGAGCGCCUUCUCGGCGCAGCCGCGCCUCCGCGUGCUGCUGCUCGGCCACAACCGCCUGGAGGUGCUCACGGCCUUCACCUUCGCGGGCCUGCCGCACCUGCGCGAGCUGCAGCUGCAGGCCAACCGCCUGCGGCGCGUCGAGCCGCUCGCCUUCCGCCAGAGCAUCGCGCUCGUCGCCCUCGACCUCGCGGGGAACCGACUCGCGGCGCUCGACGCGGCGGCGCUGGCCGGGCCCGAGCGCCUCGAGUCGCUGGAGCUGCACGGCAACCCGCUGCACUGCGAGUGCGAGCUGCACGGCCUGCUGCUGUGGAUGUACGCGCACAUCAACGCCUCCUCCGCCUCCUCCUCCGCCUCCUCGUCCCACGUUUCCUCUCCUGCGGUGGCGUCGUGGGAGCGGCUGUCCUGCUACUCUCCGCCCGCCAUGAAGGGAGUGCCGCUGCUGCGGACGCGCGCCGCCGCCAGCCACCACCGCAGCGCCGUUCGCGAGCUGGCGGCCUGCAGGGAUCACGUGGCGCCGCCAGCGCCACCAGCGCCCACCGCCGCUGCCAGCGACCCCCCGGGCGCGGGGUCGCGGCGGCCGGGCGGCGGCGGCGGCGAGGAGGAGGAGGAGGACAGUACGGACGGGGGCUCGGGGAUGGCCACGGACGUGGGCCUCCCGGGCAGGAGGCCGACCCCCGCGGGGCCCGUGAGGGGGAAGGCGCUGCCCUCGCUGCAGCUGGUGUCUCAGGCCCGCACGUUCGCCGUGCUGCGGGUGCAGAUCCCCGACCCGUUCGACAAGAUGUACGUGCUGGCGCACUACAACCGCUCGGCGUACAGCGACGUCAAGAACUUGCGGCAGAACCGCGAGGAGGUCCGCGUCGAGGGGCUGAGCGCGCACCGCAACUACACCUACUGCGUCGUCUCCGUGCGCCACGCGCGGCGCACCAAGCACGCGUGCCUCGACUUCCGCACGCCGGGGGGGGCGCCGCGCGCCGGCGGGGGGGGCGCGCGCCGCACCAUCGCGCUGCUCGGCUGCGGCCUCGGCCUCCUCUUCCUGCUCGCCGCCGCGGCGCUCGCGCUCCGCCGCCGGCUGUGCGGCGCGCGGCGCGGGCCCGGCGACGGCGCGGGGGGCCCCGGGAACGGCGCCGGGGGCGCCUCCAAGGCGGAGCUCGUCAAGGGGAGCGACGUGGAGGAGGCGGCGGGCGGGGGGGGGCUCGACCCGCGCAUCCCCCCCCCCGCGCCCCCCGCGCCCCCCGCCGACGCCAAGGCGGACGAGGGGAGGGACGAGGGGAGGGACGCGGGCGGCGCGACCAAGCGAAGCUACAUGGAGGUGCGGGCCCCCGCCGAGGCGCCGGCGGAGACUCGGGCCGUCGCGGGGGUCGCGGGGGCGGCCGAGCGGCGGGGAUCGGCGGCCGAGAUCUCCACCAUCGCCAAGGAGGUGGACCGCGUCAACCUCAUCAUCAACAGCUGCAUCGACGCCCUGCGCGCCGAGGCGCCGCCGCCGCCGCUCUGCGACUCCUCGUGCUCCGCGCCGCUCCUGCUGCUCGCCGGCGACGUGCACGCCGAGCCGCGCUCCCACGGGCCCCAGGGACCGCUCGGGCCACAGGGACCCCACGGGCCCCAGGGACCCCACGGGCCCCAGGGACCCCACGGGCCCCAGGGACCCCACGGGCCCCAGGGACCCCACGGGCCCCAGGGACUCCUAGGGCCCCAGGGACCCCACGGGCCCCAGGGACUCCUAGGGCCGCAGGGACCGCUCGGGCCGCAGGGCUUCCAGGUGCCCGCGACCCCCCCGUCCAUGGGAACGCGGGGCUCUUACGUCCCCAUGGCGGCGUGCGGACACGCGGGGGCCGCGCCGCUGGCGCCUGGGUCAAAGCGGGCGCGGGGUGGCGGCGCGGGGGGAUCGGAGGGUCGGGGGGGCCCGGGGGCCCAGGGCAGGCAGGUGGAUACGGGGCUCCGCGUCGCGGAGUCGGGCGGAGGAGAGCGCUCCGCUGCGUGCGCUCCGCUGCCCGGCAUGCACGACCCCACGCGGCCGCCCCCGCCGGCCCCGGCUCGGGGCGGCGCGGGCCCCGAACCUCCGGGCCCCUUCGGCCCCCGCGGACACGCCGCCGUGGGCCCGCGGCGCGCGCCGUGUCCCGGCGCGGAGCCGCGGGAGGCGGCCGCGGUGAGGCGCUCCCCCGGGAGCCCCCCGCCGUGCCGGCCCGGGCUGCGGCGCGGGCCCGGGAUCCGGGCCUACGCGUCCAGCCCGGAGUGCGGGGGGGGCGCCGAGCUGAGGCCCGGGGGCCCGCGGGGGCUGUGGGCCCGGAUUCGGAGGCCCCUGCGAAGGAGGGCCCCGUGGGGCCCCGAGAUGGAACCCAUCGCCGCGGGACACGCGCUCAAGCGCAAGGUGCAGCUGGCGCGACACGAGGACCUUCACGACAUCCUGGCCUACUGGAAGGGCGUGGGGGCCCAGCGGCGAUAAUUAGGGGGGGGGGCAUCCCCUACGCGACCCCCCUCGCCGUUCCCGCGAUGAGACCCCCCCCCCCCACACACACCGCCGACCUCUCCUGGGCUCCUGUCUUCCUCCUUCAUCGCCGCCAGCCUCCACCCCCCCACACACACCAAGUGGCAUGAGAUUCGCACUUGACCUCUCUGACCCCAAGCGACACGCGAUAACGGCUCGGGAACCCCCGAACGGGGUCCCUGAAAGGGGAUCCUGGGAAUGGGAUCCCCCUCUGUGCCCCCCCCCACCCCCCGUAUCUCCUUGUGCGCGUGCCUGCGUUGCCUGAAAUGUUUAAGUGCGUAACCCCCUCCCCCACUCCACCCCGUGACCCCCUCGCCCCCCCUCCUAUUCCUUGUGCGCGUGCCCGUGUUUGUCCCGUCCGCGUCCCUCCCCACUCUCCCCCCCGCUGCUGCAUGUCCCCCCCCUCACCCCCUCCGGUUCUCCCCCCCCCCCACACUCCCCCCUCCCCCACACUCCCCCCUCCCCCAUCCCAGUUUCUCUCCCCCGAUCCGCCCCCCGCCCCCCUCCCCCCGCCCGACCCCACGUCUCGUGCUCGUCUCCCAGUGUCGCCGUCGCCGCCGCCGCCGUCACUCACGAUUGUCACCUCGACUGUAAAUAAACGUCUCCGUUUUUAAUUCCCCGCCACGGAGACUCGAGUCCAGUCAGCCGGUGACAGAUGCCGCCGCCGCGUGGAGACGCUCGCGGAGACGAAAAUCCUAUUCCCGACAACCGGGGCAAGUGGACGCUCGUGCGAGUGGCAGCGUCGCUGAGCGCACAAGGGGGUCGGUUCUGUCUUGCACCGCAUGCCACCGACUUCGUCUCGCCCUUUGCUGAUGCUCGACCUGGGCGAAGCCCCACCACGGCUGGGUAGGGAUGUCACUUGUCACUGAUGAUUGUGGCCAUGGCCGGGAAAUCGAACUCCGUUGGCCGAGUUCGUAGCGCGGUGCGCUAACCGCUGCACCGCCGCUCCUUUCCACGCACACUAACACACACACACACACUGCCCACAAACACACACACGCCUCGUAUAGACACACACACACUCCAAAUGCAUCGUUUCACGCCGUCGAAAACUUGGGUAAAUUAAGAAUUUCCAUAGAAAUUCCAAAAACCAAUCAUCGUCAGCCACGAUCUUCAGUUCCACUACUGGAUUGGAGACCUCCCCCCCCCCCCCUAAGCCGUCGCCACCCAUCGCGGCCCAGCGGAUGCCACCGCCAUCCACCCGCAGCAUCCGCAAACGAUGUCGCUUCCCUCCGCUCCGUAGUGCCCGAGGUGGGCCCCGAGGGCCCAGAGAGGCGCGCUGGGGGGUCCAGGAUCCUCCCGAGAGACGCGGCGUCCACGAGGCGA